Messenger RNA from Aplosporella prunicola CBS 121167, 2430 nucleotides. RefSeq lists its product as uncharacterized. The transcript is spliced from 2 exons. The coding region runs from base 419 to 2062 and encodes 547 amino acids. NCBI's taxonomy places the organism in Eukaryota, Fungi, Ascomycota, Dothideomycetes, Botryosphaeriales, Aplosporellaceae. The record is from RefSeq and is a predicted model, not a curated record.
GCGGCGCAUUGCAGACGCUUUCGGUAGCGAGAAGCAUCCUCUUCGCUUAGGAGUCGCCAGAUCCUGCCCCCUGCGCUUCCUCAAUCUCAUAUCCUCGUGCUUGUCCACCUCGAGGUGGCGCUGCCGCUCUGCCAUCCUGUUCACUUUUUUUUUUCCUUGCACCCUUGAGCGGCUGUGCUCUUCAUUCCUUCUUUUCUUGUCGAUCUUUUGGUCUUUCGUAAAGCAGCUGGUCUGCGCUCUUGACUCGUAAUUCCUUGCACAUCCCCCCCUUCUCUAUUUCUUUGGAUUCGCAGUGGGCGAGACGGGUCCUCGCCUUUGUUCUUCAAGUGGCAGUGGGAAUUUGAUAUGGUGGCGCAAAGAUUGCACAGGCAGCAAGUAGAUUGGCAUUAGUGGCAGCGUUGAUCCGGAGACGAUAGCGAUGCGUGGCAUGAUUGCUGAACGCCGCCUUGCUCGGCGGCAGGGCGCAGCGCAGAGAGCAGCGGGCGAUCACGAAGCGGCGAAAAGGGAGAUGGUGGUGGAGUUCUCUGGUCUGGGCGCGCGAAAUGACGACUGGAAAGGGGAAGGGGCUUGGGGCGGACUCGAAGCGGAAGUCACGGCCGAUGAGAGCGAUGACAGUAGCGACAGCGACGACGACGAUGAUGACAACAACACUUCCAACCCCGACGACGACGACUUUGCCGCCGCCGGCUCAAAAACCACCGCCGCCCCCGCCCUCAGCGCCGACCCCGCUCCUACCGGCAGCUUCCGCGUGGAAAAGCACGAGCACGAGCACGAGCACGAGCACGAGAGCGAGCAUGAAGACAGCGAUAACGACGAAAAAGACCUUGCCGAGACUCUGACCGCGGAUACGCCUUCGCCUUCGCCCUCGCCUACCUCUUCGCUCUUUGCGCCUGCUGCCCUGAGGUCCCAUGACGCUGGCUCGCCCAUCGGGAUCCCGCCGCCAUAUCCGCCUCCUCCUCCAAAGCCGGCAAUGUCUGAGACCACGGAACAUGUCCUGAUCGCCGUCGCGGCUAUCGUCGUGACUCUCAUCGUCACCGGCUUCAUCCUUGGCUUCUAUGUCAUGCGCAGGAAUGGCCUGACCCUCCGCGAUGUCUUCAACAAGUCCAAGAGAGGCCGCUCCAGGCCCGAUAGGACCAUUGAUAUCUCCCGGCCCGCUCCACAGGCCCUGCGCUUCAACGCCUACGUUUCGCCCGAAGAUGGAUGGAACAAAGAGUACGGAGCCGCGCCUUCUGCGAAGGACCAUCCUCUGCCGCCGCAACCGUCAAUUACGCGAUCCGAUACCUCGCUGUCAAAGUCGGGCCGUCAUCACACUGAAUUCCUCAGUCCAUCUUAUGGAGAACCCACUACGCCAAUCUACAGCCAGUCCAACCGCAGCUUUUUGGAAGAAGAAACGCCACCGCGCAGAGGAUCUGCCCGCCACACUCGCGACAUUAGCGACGCAUCACUCAACCUGCCCAUCCAAAAGCGUUCCUUAUCCAUCAAGCGUAACAACCAGGACAGCGAACCACCGGUGCUUCCGCGCCUUCUGACCGGACCCAGCCCCGAAACCGACUCACUGCGCGGCGAAGAUGACUUUGUCUCGCCGAAUCCGCCCGCGCCGACCUUCCAGCAGUUCCUCGCGAACCGGCCCGGUAGCCGGCGCAUGACGGCUUCAAAGUCGCAGCAGCCCAUGGCAAGCCACUUCAGCUGGACGACGGCCCAGACACCGACAACGCCGCGCGACCCUUCGCGCGAGAGCGGCCUCUCAGUCGCGUCGAGCCACAGCAGCGUCGGACGCUUCCGCACCGUGGACAGCUGGGUCGGCGCACAGACUAACCGUCUGCCGUCGAUGCAGCUGCGUGGUGGCCUGGAGCAACUCAACGAGAACGAGGCACGCUCUCAGUUCGAGGUCCCUGAUGUGCCAGGCGUACCUGAGAUGUACAAGGACCACAACGGACAUCAGCGCAACCCCAGCGAUGCGACUGUCUUCCGGCAGCAUCCGGGCACAGAAGUCGUGAUUCCGCGCGGCAGUCUCGUGCCGAGUGAGAUUUUGAAUGAGCGCACGUAUCACUCUGCUCUGUGAGCGAGUGAAGGAUAUGGAUUAGUGAAUCGGGGGUGAAUUGAACGGGGCUCUUUAGUUUCAGGGCCCUUCUUGCUGUUGUCUUUUUUGUUUUUCUAGAGAGCAUUGUCGCCAUCGUCAUCGUUCAGCAUUACAUUUUGAGAUACCAGCCUGGUGGCAUCGGGAACGGGAGGGAAGGGGAAGGGAAAGCAUGAACGCAUGAUGGGAAGGCGGAAAGGAAAAGAAACGGAAGAAAGAACCGUACUUAAACUCAAUAAUCGCAAACUUAUUCAACCUUUGCCCUUCACUCGAUCCUCAUCGUCAAGCUUGGAUCUAUGCCCCUCUUCUUCCCGUAUUCCAUAUUUAUAAUAUACGCCCACACACGAAAGGCU